AAGUGCGGCUCGUCGCCGGGAUGAUGGCGGCCGCGGCGACUCUCCAGUCCUCGAGCCCCGGCUCUUCCUCCGCGACAGCCACGGCCGCGGCUGUCGGGGAGGUGGAAGAUGAGGGACUCCUGGCGUCGCUCUUCCGGGAUCGCUUCCCCGAGGCGCAGUGGCGCGAGCGGCCCGACGUGGGCCGCUACCUGCGGGAGCUGAGCGGGUCGGGCCUGGAGCGGCUGCGGCGCGAGCCGGAGCGCCUGGCCGAGGAGCGGGCGCAGCUGCUGCAGCAGACGCGCGACCUGGCCUUCGCCAACUACAAGACCUUCAUUCGCGGCGCCGAGUGCACCGAGCGCAUCCACCGGCUGUUCGGCGACGUGGAGGCGUCGCUCGGCCGCCUGCUGGACCGCUUGCCCAGCUUUCAGCAGAGUUGCAGGAACUUCAUGAAGGAAGCUGAAGAGAUCAGCUCCAACCGCCGGAUGAACACCCUGACUCUAAACCGUCACACAGAAAUCCUGGAAAUUCUAGAGAUUCCCCAGCUCAUGGACACCUGUGUCCGGAACAGCUACUAUGAAGAGGCUCUGGAGCUUGCAGCCUAUGUGCGCCGGCUGGAAAGGAAGUACUCAUCCAUCCCUGUCAUCCAGGGCAUUGUGAAUGAGGUGCGGCAGUCCAUGCAGCUGAUGCUAAGCCAGCUGAUCCAGCAGCUGAGGACCAACAUUCAACUCCCAGCCUGCCUCCGUGUCAUUGGUUACCUUCGACGCAUGGAUGUCUUCACAGAAGCAGAGCUAAGGGUGAAGUUUCUCCAGGCCCGGGAUGCUUGGCUCCGCUCCAUCCUGACUGCCAUCCCUAAUGAUGAUCCCUAUUUCCAUAUCACAAAGACCAUCGAGGCCUGCCGUGUCCACCUCUUUGAUAUCAUCACCCAGUACCGUGCCAUCUUCUCAGACGAGGACCCCCUGUUGCCACCUGCCAUGGGAGAGUACACCGUCAAUGAGGGUGCCAUCUUCCAUGGUUGGGUGCUGCAGAAAGUUUCCCAGUUCCUGCAGGUGCUAGAGACUGACCUUUACCGCGGGAUAGGCAGCCGCCUGGACUCCCUGCUGGGCCAGUGCAUGUACUUUGGGCUGUCUUUCAGCCGAGUGGGGGCUGAUUUCAGGGGCCAGUUGGCUCCUAUUUUCCAGCAGGUGGCAAUCACUAGUUUCCAGAAGGCAAUUCAGGAAGCAGUGGAGAAAUUCCAGGAUGAGAUGAACUCUUACACCCUCAUCUCUGCUCCAGCCAUCCUGGGCAGCAGUAACGUGCCUGCUGCUGUGCCAGCUACUCAGCCAGGGACACUGCAGCCGCCAAUGGUGCUCUUGGACUUCCCACCCCUUGCCUGCUUUCUCAACAGUAUUUUGGUUGCCUUUAAUGAUCUGCGUCUCUGUUGCCCUGUGGCCCUGGCUCAUGAUGUGACCCGGGCCUUGGAGGAUGCCCUUGCCAAGGUAACCAAAAUAAUCCUGGCCUUCCAUCGAGCUGAAGAGGCUGCCUUCAGCACUGGGGAGCAAGAGCUCUUUGUCCAGUUCUGCACUGUUUUCCUGGAAGACCUGGUACCUUAUCUGAAUCGCUGCCUUCAAAUCCUUUUUCCGCCAGCUCAAAUAGCCCAGACUUUAGGCAUUGCCCCCUCUCAGCUCUCCAAGUAUGAAAACCUGGGGCAUGUGGACGUCAACAUCAUCCAGGAGCCUCUUGCUUUCAUUCUACCUAAGAGAGAGAUGCUGUCUCUAGAUGACCAGGAACUAGUGCCGGAUCUCACGGCCCCAACACCCGAGCUUCCGGAAGAGGAGCCGAGGCUGAACCCGAAAGGAGAGCCAGUGGUGUGGCCGGCAAGUGGAUGGACAGCCCGAAUCAUCCAGCACGAAAUGGACCACUUGCAGGGCUGUUUGUUCAUUGACAAAAUGGACCCCAAAACAUUUACCAACGUUCAUUGGAUGGAGGUGAAUGACUGAAGCUUUAAUGCUUGAGUUGAAAGUUGAAAAGCCAAGAUGCGGUUCCUUUGGUUUGAGCUGGGCACAUGUUACUUGGAAUUGGCUCGGAUCUGACAAAACAGUGGACCGCCAGUGAGCGUUUUAACUGAGUUGGAGCAAAACAGAAAUGUUUGCCCUAAAAUCAGGUUUGGACAAAAUACUAGUACAAUGUGGGAAAACUAUUCCCCUGGUGAAAGAGUGAAUAUUUCCUGACAGUUUUGUGUGGAAAUAAAUACGCCAAAUUUUACGGUA
Messenger RNA from Jaculus jaculus (lesser Egyptian jerboa), 2225 nucleotides. RefSeq names its product component of oligomeric golgi complex 8 (gene Cog8). The transcript has 6 exons. The coding region runs from base 21 to 1955 and encodes 644 amino acids. NCBI's taxonomy places the organism in Eukaryota, Metazoa, Chordata, Mammalia, Rodentia, Dipodidae. Gene Ontology annotation, cellular component: COG complex. The record is from RefSeq and is a predicted model, not a curated record. Gene Ontology annotation, molecular function: peptide deformylase activity. Gene Ontology annotation, biological process: intra-Golgi vesicle-mediated transport.